AUGCCGCCAUUUCAAUUCCGAGGGAAUAGGGAUCGUCAGUCGCGCCCCAGGCAGGAGUUUACCUUCCGCUACCCGCGACCGCCCACAGCUGAACGGCCGCUAUUGCGAGGCAGGCGAGAAGCUACGCCCGAGCAGCUGGUUGGUGAAACAGCCGGUGAUAAGUCUGCGCCAAAGUUUGCCUCACUGGACGCGAUGAGUGACAGCGAAGAGGCUGAGAUGGAGGUGUCUUCGGAUGAUUCGGACGAUGAAUCGCGACCUCGCAAGAAACGUGCCCUCGCCGUUGACGGCCCCAGCGAGCCAGCUGCCGCUCCACCAGCCCCCAAAUGGUCCAACCCCGACCCUUACACAUCCUUGCCUCCGCCCGAUGAAAGUCAGUCCAAGAGGGUGGAUGUGGUCAAGUUGAUUCGCAAGGCGAGAGUCUCGGACGGCGCGGCCAAGGCAAAACAAGCGGACGCGGUGAAGGACAAUGAGGACUUUAUCUCGUUUGGCAUGGACGAUGAGGAUGAAUCAGACCAUGGAUCCGUGAGCAACGCCCCGGAAUCUGCGCCUAGAGGGCCCAGAGGACUGGAACCCCGGGACCCUGCGAUAACGAGCCGAAAGCGGACUCGUGAAGAUGAAAUCAAGGGAUAUUCUCGAAAGGCUGGAAAGCCUAUGGGCCGGUUCAGACCGGAUGGGUCGAUUCUCGACCAGUGGCUGCCGCUGUCUAGAGAGACAGCCACGCCGUGGAUGAAAUACACAACCUAUUCCACGAAUUUGCAAGCACGAUUCGACAAUGAGAUUCUCAGCUUCUACAACUGGGUCAAGCCCCAGCCGUUUGAGCAGAUUGUCCGAGCGGAUCUCAUCGAUCGAUUGCAAAGCGCAUUCCAGAACCGUUACAGUGGUGUGAGGGUUCGGCCAUUCGGCUCAUUUGCCUCGGGUUUGUAUCUCCCUACCGCGGAUAUUGACCUAGUCCUCCUGUCCACGGCGUUCAUUAGCAAAGGAGUCAAGACAUUUGGCGAGAGAAAGGGUCAGAUUUAUGCCUUCGCAGCUUUUCUCAGGAACUCCAACAUCACGGUUCCCAACUCGAUUGAAGUCAUUGCGGGUGCUCGAGUGCCCAUCCUCAAGUUUGUGGAUAAAUUGACGGGACUACGAGUUGACCUGUCUUUUGACAAUGACAGCGGGUUAAUCGCCAAUGAGACGUUCCAAAAAUGGCAGGCUGAGUUUCCUGAGAUGCCGGUCAUUGUGUCGGUGAUCAAACAAUUCUUGCUGCUUCGCGGUCUCAACGAAGUUCCGACUGGAGGCCUGGGAGGAUUCUCGAUCACUUGUCUGGUCACCAGUCUACUCCAGCAAUUGCCUCACGGUGACAUGAAGCAGAGUCUCGCUAUCGCCUUGAUGGAAUUCUUCAAUUUCUACGGCAACUACUUUAAAUAUGAAAGCGUGGGCAUUCGGAUGGAGCCUCCUGGGUACUUCAAUAAGGUUUUCUUCGGGAACCGAGACCGUCUCACCAUCCGGGACCCCAAUAAUGCCAGCAAUGACAUUUCAGGUGGGACAAAGGAGAUUGAAAUGAUCUUGACGGCAUUUUCUCGAGCGUACCGCAAUUUGAAUGAUCGGCUAGACUACUUGGUGGACUACAAUCAACCUGAUCUGGGCUUCUUAGGCACCAUUAUUGGGGCCAACUAUGACGACUACACUGAGCAGCGCUAUCAACUGCGUCAUGUGUUUGAAACGUCCAGUCGCUUUGCUCGCCAUCGGUCACCGCCACCGCCGCCGCCGAUGAGUCCUCCUGGGAAUGAAGCUGCUCCUCCACCUCUGCCGCCGGGUCCCCCGCCGGGCCCGUCAUCGAAGAAUUCAAGGUCUUCCACGAAGACCUCGACUAAUGGAGCGGGGAGGAAAAUGAAUGGGCAACAGAAGCAGGGAAACCAGCAACAGGGUGCCACUCAGCGGGGCCCUGCUGCUACUGCUACUCAAGUUUCUGAUCAAUCCUCUGGAGAUGAAGACAGCUCUGGGGGUUCGCACGGGCCCAAGGAGCGAAAAAUGACCAAGAAUCAAACCAGGCGCACAGAUUGUCAGAAGCGUGCUACCCGAUUCAAGCAGUUGCGUCCCGAUCUGCGUGUUCCGGACCGACUGAGUCUUCGCCAGGCUCGCAGACUGGCUGGGUAUGAGACAAACGAGGAGAUGGAGCAGGAUCUUCAGGCCCGAGAGAAUGCGCCUACUGGUGCGGCCUGA
Molecule: messenger RNA, 2205 nt
Organism: Penicillium alfredii
Lineage: Eukaryota; Fungi; Ascomycota; Eurotiomycetes; Eurotiales; Aspergillaceae
Product: putative topoisomerase family protein TRF4
Exons: 3
Coding region: 1-2205 (734 amino acids)
Biological process (GO): RNA 3'-end processing
Cellular component (GO): nucleolus; TRAMP complex
Molecular function (GO): poly(A) RNA polymerase activity; mRNA binding
Source: RefSeq, a predicted model, not a curated record